Molecule: messenger RNA, 1992 nt
Organism: Condylura cristata (star-nosed mole)
Lineage: Eukaryota; Metazoa; Chordata; Mammalia; Eulipotyphla; Talpidae
Gene: NXF3
Product: nuclear RNA export factor 3
Exons: 20
Coding region: 1-1992 (663 amino acids)
Biological process (GO): poly(A)+ mRNA export from nucleus
Cellular component (GO): cytoplasm; nucleus
Molecular function (GO): RNA binding; protein binding
Source: RefSeq, a predicted model, not a curated record
AUGGGGCACAAUAAUGAAACCAACACCCCACAAAGAAGACUGAGAUGCUGGGGCAUUUUCCGAAGGAGAUUUAGCAGCUUUUCUGAACAAGUCAGUUGUGAUGUUCGUUCUUCAGUUUACCAGCAGCGAGAUGGAGAUCCAGUCAGAAGUCAUUUUCACUUGGACACUUGCAUAAGAUACACUCCUUAUGCCAUGCCAUCCUGCCAUCAGAGAAGCAGCUUUCACACACAUGACCAAGGAGAGAACAUGGAGGAAGAACAAAAAUCUCCAGAGAAUGUGAUAGAGAGGAGCCGACAAAAUAGAACCCUGGGGUGCUGGUUCAAGAUCACAAUUCCAUUUGGCAUAAAAUAUGAUGAGACAUGGCUGCUGAAUUUGAUCCAGAAGACAUGCAACAUGCCAUUCAUCCCAGUCGGGUUUCACUAUGAGAAAAUGCAGGCCCAGUUCUUCGUUGAGAAUGCUACUGUUGCUUUCGCAUUGAAGAAUGUCAAUGGAAAGAUUUUGAAUAAGGGUGAAAAGGUGUCUAUCUUUGUCAGCCCCUGUAAUGUACCCCAGAGUAUGCUAAAGCAGCUGAAGCCAGGAAACUCGGAGCAGAGAAUGCUGCCUAUGAACAAGCUGCAUGAUGACUCCCUGCUGUCUCUUGGCCUCCAGAGAUGCUACAUUGACCCUGAUUUGAUGUCCCGGAAGCCUAGAGAUGACAUGGCUGCCUCACUGCAGAUACAUGAACAGACUGUUCCCAGACUUUUGCCCUUGAACCUGAGCAAAAAGAACCCCUACCAGCUGGGUGGUCUGACUGACGAUGUCAUGCAGAAUGCCUGUAGAAUCAAGAACCUGAACCUCUCCAAAAGUGAGGUGAAGGCUGCAGAGGAGUUAGACAGAAACAAAGGGCUGAAACCAGAAGUGAUGUGUGCAGAGAAAAAUUCCCUGUGCACUUCCUUCCCAGAUAAGUCCAGCAACAUGAGCUCCAUCCUGGAAUUGUUCCCCAAGUUACUCCGCCUGGACGGGCAGGACUCACUGACACCAAGUAAUGUUGGUCUGCCAGCUGAGAAGAAGAUACCAUUACCAGUCUGCAAGGUGAGGAGGAGGAUCAAGCAGGGUUUUAGGGGGUGCAUGAAGAGCAGUAUCACCAUAGUCCUGUUUGCAUUUCAGGGAAGCUUCUUUGGAUCUGAGAUGCUAAAGAAUCUAGUCCUGCAAUUCCUGCAGCAGUAUUACCGAAUCUAUGACUAUGGGAACCGGAAGAGUCUCCUUGGUGCUUACCACGAACAAGCCUGCUUCUCUCUGACCCUUCCUUUCAGCCGCAGGGACCCAGCUCCCAGCUUGUGGCAGUACUUCAAAGACAGCAGGAACAUGAUUAAGCUCAAAGACCCCUACAUGCGAUACCAGCUGCUGAGACACACAAACCGUAACAUCGUGAGCACCCUGUGCAUGUUGCCCCAAACGCAGCAUGACCUCAGCUCCUUCCUGGUGGACUUGUGGGUCCACACGGAAACCAUGCUCUGCUUCUCUGUCCACGGGGUGUUUAAUGAAGUGGUAGGAAGGUCACCCUUCUCGGCUCGUGCCUUCACAAGGAACUUCAUUGCUGUCCCUGGCAACAAUUCCAGUCUCUGCAUCGUGAAUGACGAGCUGUUUGUGAGGGACACCAUCUGCAAAGAGUCCCAGAAUGCAUGCUCCACCCCGCUGCCCAUGCCUACCUGCAGCCUUGCACACAUCCCCUUGCAGGAGCAGCAGGAAAUGUCGCAGGCUUUUGCAACACAGUCUGGGGUGAACCUCCAGUGGUCUCCGAAGUGCCUCCAGGACAAGGGCUGGGACAACACCAGAGCUGCACCAAUUCUUGCUCGGCCCAAGGUGACGUCCAUGGAUUCAGGCCAAAUAAUGAUGUUUUGGAUUACAGAAGAGGACGAGCACAAAUAUGGAGCCUGCCAGCUGGAGAGAGUCAGUGAAGAAUAUAAAGAUGGUGCCCACUGGAAGGGCAGUAAGAUGGUGACCGUCAAGUGA